Monodelphis domestica (gray short-tailed opossum) is the source of this 3524-nucleotide messenger RNA. It is a transcript of the gene WT1, whose product is annotated as WT1 transcription factor. Gene Ontology annotation, molecular function: DNA-binding transcription factor activity, RNA polymerase II-specific; RNA polymerase II cis-regulatory region sequence-specific DNA binding. Gene Ontology annotation, cellular component: nucleus. Gene Ontology annotation, biological process: regulation of transcription by RNA polymerase II. Lineage: Eukaryota; Metazoa; Chordata; Mammalia; Didelphimorphia; Didelphidae. The record is from RefSeq and is a predicted model, not a curated record.
AUGUUCCCAAGUGGAGGUGCCACCGUUACGGAUUUUCGGGGGACAGGGAUGAAGGAAGGCAUCUGCUCGCCUCCCGGGAUCGACUCCCUCCAGCUAGCCCAUCACCCAGGCCAGAUUAGGUGCUUAACUGUCUACAGCCCUGAUCUCCCAACUCCAGAACGCAAGCAGUGCUCAGACCCCUUCUGGUCCCUUGUUGGGGAGAUCCAGAGCUACCCUCUCCCGCCCCCGCAGCAGGUGCCUCCUGCCGAGCGAAGUUUCCCAAAGUCCCGCCUCCCUUCAACCCACCCCACUUUGGCUCCCACGUCCUUCUUUACUGCAUUGCUUGUUCCUCCUAGUCUCUGUGGAAACACGGCUUACCUGGAGCUCCUUUCUCUCUCUCUGGGAGACCCCGACACCCGCAAAAUCUCAGAGGGGAAGCCCAAGUUUGGGGGCAGGGAGGCGGGGGUCCUCAUCACCGAACAGUUGACCUCGAGCGGUGUGAAGAGAGUUCAAGGCAGAGUCCACACCCAGGGGGCUCUCUCUAGCCGGACAAUCAGCUCCCUCCUCUCCUCCUCCCUGCCCUCCCACCCACCCACUCAUCUGCCCACCCACCCACCCACUCAUCCACCCAGGACAGCAGCCCAUGAGCUGGGGCCCCGCUACUGCUGCCUCCGCCUCCUUCCCGCCGCGACCCUGGACUUCCUACUGCCGCCGGAGCCGGCUUCCACGUGUGCCCCGGAGCCGGCGUCUCCCCGUGCGCUCCGCUCUGGGCCUUGGUGCCUGCAACAGGCCGAGCAGUCGGGAGCGCGGGGCCCAGGUGGCACCUGGAGCAAGUUCGCUUCGGUCGGGCAGGGAGGCGAGCGCCUUCAGGGGCGGCGGAGCCGGGGGCCGGCCAGCGGGGAACAGCCCAUGGGCUCCGACGUGCGGGAUCUGAACGCGCUGCUGCCCGCUGUCCCCUCUCUGGGUGGCGGCGGCGGCUGCGCCCUGCCCGUGAGCGGCGCAGCUCAGUGGGCUCCAGUGCUGGACUUUGCGCCCCCGGGAGCCUCAGCCUAUGGCUCCCUGAGCGCCCCUGCGCCCCCGCCUGCCCCGCCACCGCCUCCGCCGCCUCACUCCUUUAUCAAGCAGGAGCCGAGCUGGGGCGGCGCCGAGCCGCACGAGGAGCAAUGCCUGAGCGCCUUCACAGUCCAUUUCUCAGGCCAGUUUACCGGUACAGCAGGAGCCUGUCGCUAUGGCCCCUUCGGGCCGCCUCCGCCCAGCCAGCCGCCCUCCGGCCAGGCCAGGAUGUUUCCCAACGCUCCCUACCUGCCCAGCUGCCUAGAAAGCCAGCCGACCAUCCGUAACCAGGGAUACAGCACUGUCACUUUUGAUGGAACACCCAGCUAUGGACACACACCCUCUCACCAUGCAGCGCAGUUUCCCAAUCACUCCUUCAAACACGAGGACCCUAUUGGUCAGCAGGGCUCUCUAGGCGAGCAGCAGUACUCUGUGCCUCCUCCGGUCUAUGGAUGCCACACGCCCACCGACAGCUGCACCGGCAGCCAGGCCCUGCUGCUCCGGACUCCCUACAACAGUGACAAUCUGUACCAAAUGACCUCGCAGCUAGAAUGCAUGACCUGGAACCAGAUGAACCUAGGGGCUACACUGAAGGGACCUGCUGCUGGCAACUCCAGCUCAUUGAAAUGGACAGAAGGGCAAAGCAACCACACUACAGGAUACGAGAACGAUAAUCACACCACGCCAAUCCUCUGUGGGGCCCAGUAUAGAAUACAUACUCACGGUGUCUUUAGAGGAAUUCAAGAUGUCCGGCGAGUGCCUGGGGUAGCCCCUACCAUCGUGAGAUCGGCCACGGAGACCAAUGAGAAACGCCCAUUCAUGUGCGCCUAUCCAGGCUGCAACAAGAGAUACUUCAAGCUGUCCCACUUACAGAUGCAUAGCAGAAAACAUACUGGGGAGAAGCCCUAUCAGUGUGACUUCAAGGACUGUGAACGGCGAUUCUCUCGAUCGGACCAACUCAAAAGACACCAAAGGAGACACACAGGUGUGAAACCAUUCCAGUGUAAAACCUGUCAGAGAAAGUUCUCCCGGUCCGACCACCUAAAGACUCACACCAGGACUCAUACAGGUGAAAAGCCCUUCAGCUGCCGGUGGCCCAGCUGUCAGAAAAAAUUUGCCCGUUCAGACGAGUUAGUACGUCACCACAACAUGCACCAAAGGAACAUGACGAAGCUUCAGCUGACACUGUAAGGGCUCGAGUUCAAGGAUGCGUCUAUGUUCCAGGCAGGACACUCUAUGAACCACUAUGGAAUUGGGCUUUUAAACUCAUCCCCGGCCACCUUUAUGAUAAGGAAACCACAACCAACCAUGAAGACGAGUUACCUGUUGGAGCCAGUUCCAGAUUUUUCAGGCAGCAGGGUGGCCGCCAUUUCCCCAUCUCUUCAUUUAUUCUCCAGGGCUCAAUGUCCCACUUUUAGUAAGACCUGUAUUGUCUCUCACCUGGGAUUCUCACUGUGAAAGAGAGUUGCCGUUGGUAGGUCUCCUUCCCCACCCCCUUCUCUAAAGUCCCAAGGGAACCCCGAGCUUCUUUCUCUUGGGAUGGAUUCAUGACAUUAUUUUCCGUUGUGGAAUAUUUAUAGGCUGGGGCAUGUCUAUGUGUCUGCUAAUGUAAACUUUGUCACGGUUUCCAUUUACUAACAGCAAGACAUAAAUCAGAAAACCAGGGCAUUUAGGGGGGUGGGGGGUGGGUUUCUCACACUGCCCUCCCUCGGGUCAGACAAGAUUCUAACCUGGAUGGCAGGAAUAUCUCUUCCACCAGUUGACUUCAAGAGAAAAACAAACCCAUGUUUAUAAAGCAGCUAAACAAGAAAUCAGAACUAAUCCAUACCUCUACACUGAAUCCAUAAGAAUCUUAUCAGUACGUUAACUUGUUUGUAAUACUGUCACAGUCAUCUGAAGAAACCGUUCUAUGGAGCUGAAAUUUUGUUAUUAUUAUUGUCUUUAUUUUGAUAUGAAUCGCAGCUUAUUUUUAGAGAUGUUCGCAUCUCCUCACAUUAGAGAAACAGAAAAUUGUUCUAAUCAUUUGGGACUUUAUUGUUAUGGUGAGACCACACUGGUUAUGUGGCUUCAAAGUUGUAAAAAUUCAGAUGGAACUGAGAGAAAAAGGGGGCUGGUCCAGGAUCUCCAUUGAGAAAUUGUUCCUUAGUAACUUAAAAGACUCUGGGUCUGCAAGAAUGUGGGGGGAGGGGGGAAGAAAGAGACUUAUCAGUGUGAGAAAAUAUAUUGUUUUGGGGGGAGGGUCUUUUUUGUUCUAUUUUGAGGGAGGGAGUUUAUUAUUAACUGUGGCUUGAAAUGAUUGUGUAAAUAUCUAUCUGAUAAUGCAUUGCUCUUAGCCAAUUAAAAUUAGAAAGUGUAUAAAUAUUAGAUGCCUCACUGUUCAGAUGUUACUGUUUUAACAUAUUGAUGAUGAUAAUGAUGACGAUGAUAACACUUAAGAAUGUAAUCUGCAUUUUUCACCUUCAAUUUCAAUUAAAACCCAUUCAAAAAGGAAA